This is a messenger RNA of Acanthocheilonema viteae, 1732 nucleotides long. The record is from the annotation of a GenBank genome assembly. Lineage: Eukaryota; Metazoa; Nematoda; Chromadorea; Rhabditida; Onchocercidae.
AUGGUUACAUCUUUGUUUGGUGCGAGCACAUUACCUGUAUUACAAUUUGAAGCACCACCUUCAUUAACAUUCUCGGAUCAUAUUCCAAUUAGCUUCUCUGUUGCAUUAUCAAUUAAUCAACCCGUUAUUGUUACCGUCAAUCUUUUAACGGCUGAUUUUCGACCACAUCAUCUUAUCAUUACACCGCAACAACCUACCGUUCAUAUUGCGGAAUCUACUAUACAUAAAUUUGAAGACUUAUACAUUAGAAGACCGACUGAAACAGUUGAAGAGAAUGCGAUUCAAUCAACAGGAACAAAUCAACAGUGUAGUGAUGGUGCUAAAAAAGUGAAUGAAAGAUGGGCGGAAGAAGAAGAAAGUAUUCGAAUAAUGGUUGAAGCAGCAACACCACGUGCUUCAUCAGUGAUUGUUUCUGAUGUAAUGCAUCGUAAUAGCGAAUCGCUUAAAGUGAUUGAAAUAAGUCACAGUAUUGUGCGGAAUACUAAAGAAACAAUAUGGUUGCUAUUAAGUAAACCGGUAAUUAAUGUUAGCAUAUUCGUUGAUAUUGGCAAUCGAAUGUUACCCGUUGAACGAGUGAAAAUUUAUGAUAAGUUGGUCAUAUUUUCUUUACCGACUCUUGUGAUUCCGGAGAAGAUAGAUAAAACAUCAUCAUCCGCAACAAAUAUUUUCAAAAUAUUUUUAAGAAAUGAUACACAACAAUUGGAACUUCCGGUGCAAUUGCAUGUCAGUGAUAUGAGUAAUAAACAAAAUACAGCAGAAGUUGUCAAUAAGGAAGCGUUAAUAGCAUCGUUGUUCGAAUUUGCUGCCGAAGGAGAGCCAUUGGCUUUGGUGAAACCAUUGAUGCUGCUUCUCGGUACAUCUGACAACGACGGCUGCAAUGCCUUACAUGUAGCAGCACGUAAUAAACAAAAUUUUGCGUUAAAAACAAUGCUAUCGGUGCUAUGUGAAUGUAACGAUGAAACGGAACGUCAAAGAAUUCUUAAUGCUCCAAAUACUCGAGGACAAACAGCGCUUCAUUGUGCGGUACGAGCUGGUGAUCCGGACUGUGUACAUUAUUUAAUUAGUGCUGGAGCCAAAAGAAAUGUUGUAGAUAAUAAUAUGGAUACAGUUGCGCAUUAUCUAGGAGAGGUUUAUAAUGAUGCAAUUUAUAAAGAAAUUUUGGAAACGAGUGGUAGUGAAGAAGUGGAAAAUGAAAGUGAUAUCAACGGAGAGAAUAUUUUAGCCAAAAAAAAUAAUUCUGGAUAUACGCCAGCUCAUAUCGCCGUUAAAAAGCUAAAAUUAAGCUUAUUAGAAGCAUUGAUAGAGGCCGGUGCUCCUAUAGAUAUUCCUGACAAUGAUGGCGACACACCACUUUUGACAGCCCUCUACAUGGAUGACAUUGAUACGGUCUCUUUACUUGCUCAGCACAAUUGUAAUGUUAAUGUAAUGUCGAACAAUGGAGAUACACCUCUCAAAGUUGCAUGUAGAAAGAAGAAUCUUGUUAUGAUUGGGCGUCUUCUUGAUGCUGGAUCGACUACGGAUUCUCUGGGAACAGGUGACGAACGACCAGUAGAAGCAGAUGACGAAGAUGUGAGACGGAUUCUAAACGGCGAACGGAUUGAAGUAUCUAAUAUGUAUGCACAGAACGGUACUGAGGAAGAACAAGAAAUCAAUGAAUUGCAAAGUGAAGAAUCGAUUAGCACAGCAGCAAGCACCGAUGCUGCAACCAGUUAUCGACUUCGGAAGCUCAAAG